This is a messenger RNA of Dictyostelium discoideum AX4, 1038 nucleotides long. RefSeq lists its product as hypothetical. The coding region runs from base 1 to 1038 and encodes 345 amino acids. The transcript has a single exon. The record is from RefSeq and is a predicted model, not a curated record. Lineage: Eukaryota; Evosea; Eumycetozoa; Dictyosteliales; Dictyosteliaceae.
AUGAAUAUUUUAUUAAAAGAUUUUAAAUACCCAGAGUCAUGGAAUAAAAGCCCAAAUCAAAGCAAUCAAUAUAUUGAUCAAGUUUUUGAAGAUACAAAUAAAAUUGGAAUUUAUGAAUUAAAUAAUCAAGAUCAUUAUUUAUACGUAGAAAAUUUAUUAAAUGUUACUUCUUAUUUGUAUCCAACCUUUGAUAAAGAGCAAUUAAGAUUAUGUGCUACCUAUUUGCAUUGGUUAUUUUUAAUUGAUGAUUUUUUAGAAGACGAAUACAAUACAAUGUCUGAAAAACAAAAUGACGUUAUAAAAAGUCAUGCACAAAUAUUAUUAACUGGCCAAUAUUUGAAUAGUGAUGUUGAUGUGAAACCAUCAGAAAAAUUAACAAUGUUUUUACAAAAUACUUCCAAAGAUUGGGCAAUUAAAUAUAAUAAAUUUGAUGUUCAUAAUAUUUAUAUGACAACUUUAUUUCAAUGGUUAUAUUCAGUUUAUCCAUUAAAUAAAACCACAGAAUCAACCAAACCAAUUCAUAUGGAUUUAUAUACAUUUAUUCGUAAAGUUAAUAUUGGUGUUGCAGGUUCAAUCAUUGUUGGUCUUUUAGCGGAUAAGGAUAUUACUGAUAUUGAUAUUUCAAAAAUUUGGUUAAAUCCAAUAUUCACACGUAUAAUGGAAAAUUCAACUAUCCAAAUUGGCCUUGUAAAUGAUUGUGCAUCCUAUGACAAAGAAUAUGCCAAUGGUGGUCACAUCACUAAUCCAUUAUACUUUUUGCAAGUUAGAGAUAAUUUAACAUUUAAUGAAACACUUAAUUUUAUUGUUAAUAAAUGUAAUCAAAGUAUAGAUGAAAUAAUUAAAGAUGAGCAAUUAUUAUUAAAACAAUUAAAAGAUCAAGGAUAUACUGAAAAUCAAUUAAAUCAAGUAAAUAUAAUUUUAAAUUAUAAUCAUAAUUUAAUUCAAGGUAAUAUUAAUUGGUCAUUAAUUUCAAAAAGAUAUAAUAAUCAUGAUGGUAAACCUUUUAUUUUUGAAAAUACAAAAUCAAAAUACAUUUAA